AUGCUUCGUACCGCUGCUAUUCGUACUCGUGUUGGUGCUGCUCGUGUUAUCGGUCGCCGUAACGCCUCCAGCAAUGUUGCUGUUCAAAACAUUGAGACUCGUUGGAAGACUCUUUCCACCGCUGAACAAAACACCAUCGCCAAGCAACUUGAAGAAGCACAAAAGGGUGAUUGGAAGUCCCUCUCUCUCGACGAAAAGAAGGCUGCCUACUACAUUGCCUUCGGUGCUCACGGUCCCCGUGAACCCUUGACCAAGCCUGGCCAUGCCAUGAAGGUCUUUGGUGGUGUUACUGGUGUUCUCGCUGCCUCUGGUGCUCUCUUCUAUGCCAUCCGUGUCAAUGGUCAAGAAACCCCUCACACCAUCAGCAAGGAAUGGGAGGAGAAGACCAACGAGUACCUCAAGAGCCAAAACUCCAAUCCUAUCUCUGGUAUCUCCUCAGAAGGAUACAAGGGAACUGGUUAUGUCGUCAGCAAAUAA
Molecule: messenger RNA, 477 nt
Organism: Mucor velutinosus
Lineage: Eukaryota; Fungi; Mucoromycota; Mucoromycetes; Mucorales; Mucoraceae
Exons: 3
Coding region: 1-477 (158 amino acids)
Biological process (GO): mitochondrial electron transport, cytochrome c to oxygen
Source: RefSeq, a predicted model, not a curated record